Messenger RNA from Soboliphyme baturini, 1056 nucleotides. Lineage: Eukaryota; Metazoa; Nematoda; Enoplea; Dioctophymatida; Soboliphymatidae. The record is from the annotation of a GenBank genome assembly.
AUGAUAGCAAGGUUGAACGAGCGACAUCGCAGACUGAGUUGUUUGGCGAGUGAGAACAAGACGAAUAAAGAGAAUCUAGCCGCGUACGUGCAGAACUUCGAGAACACGUUCUACAGCAAGCGCGAAGAGCUGCGAGGGCUGAUCGACGAGGUUCUGGCGAUCGAUGAACGGAACCGCGUCGAAGCGGCUCGUUUGUUAAACGAGCUGCUUGGUGACUUGCAGAAGUACCUGGCCGAGUGGUCGUCGUACUUGCCCUCGUUUGAGGUUCGCAAGGCACAGUCUUCUCUCAACGAAUUGAGUCUGAACAUUCAGUCAGCGCAGGAGUCGUUUGCUCCGCGACAAAAGUUCACUUUUACUCAUCAUCCUGCCGACAAGUUGGACUCGGCCUCCUGUUUAGAACAAACGGGAGCAGAAGAAAAUACCAGCAAGAACAGCGACAACGAACCUAGCAAAAAUGCUCAGCAAGUGGCUGCAAGCAAAGAGAUUGCCAGAGUGAACGUUUUGGGUCUGAGUAACCAGCAGAACCGGACGUUGUGUCUGAACGAAGAAUGCGAAGGGCGGGAUGUGCUUCUGUUCAGUCUCGACUCAUGUACGGUGUACAUCAAAGCGGUGGCCUCAACGGUGCACAUGGCGAAGCUACGCAACUGUCAUCUCGUGAUCCUGCCCGUGUCCACGUCCGUGCUCAUGGAAAACUGUUCAGAUUGUGUCGUUUCAGUCGCCUGCCAGCAGCUGCGCAUUCACCAGACGCACGACUGCAGUUUCUAUAUCCACAUCACAGGCAAGGCGAUCAUCGAAGAUUCGAACGCGAUCCACGUCGCCCCAUACAAUCUUAAGUGCGACCGUAUGUCGGAGCUGUUCCAGAAGGCCCAUCUGAACGUAGCAGUAAAUCACUGGAAUGAAGUCGAAGAUUUCAACUGGUUAGUAAAAGACGUGCAGUCGCCAAACUGGGAUUGUAUUCCCGUCGGUGACCGCAUCGCCCAUGUGGCUGAGUCCGAGGCCCAAACCGAUGCUGAUAGCAAGAACAACGACGAUGCAAUCCAUUACCAGCAGACUUAA